Molecule: messenger RNA, 3939 nt
Organism: Bactrocera oleae (olive fruit fly)
Lineage: Eukaryota; Metazoa; Arthropoda; Insecta; Diptera; Tephritidae
Gene: Vta1
Product: vesicle trafficking 1
Biological process (GO): late endosome to vacuole transport via multivesicular body sorting pathway
Cellular component (GO): multivesicular body
Source: RefSeq, a predicted model, not a curated record
UUUUUGAUGCUUCUUGACAGCUGUCAGUUUGAAGCAACACAAUCCACCACUCCCAAAAAGAAAAUACCAACAGUGCAUUAAUCAAAACAAUUUUUCGGUUUGCAAGCUAAAGCAUGCAAAAAUCUUCGCAUAUCGCACGCCAGGACUCACAAGAACAAUUGCCGACCACACACUAUAAAGUAAUUGUACCAUCAAUGAAGCGUCGUACAUUGGCAGGCACCUGUGGCGUUGGUGUGUUUGUGAUUGCUUUCGUUGCGAUUGUCAUCUCAUUCGCCACACCCAAUUGGCUGGCUAGUGAUGACCGGAUAACUGGUGCUAAACUAGAACGUCUAGGAUUAUGGGUACAUUGUUUUCGAUCACUGGCCGAUGUGAAUGACAAUAAUCAACGCCGUUUCUUUGUGGGAUGUCGCUGGGUGUAUGACCCCUUCACAACGGGCUAUGACGAGAUUCGUGGAUUCUUAUUGCCUGCAUUCAUGAUUGCGACACAGUUUUUCUAUACGCUUGCAUUCAUUGGAGCGCUAGUAUCAUGCGUGGGUGUUUUGGUAUUCUUUCUCUGCGCUGGACCGGACCAAAAACACUUUGUGACUCUUAUAAAGUUAAUAGGGUAUGUAAUGUUGGGCACAGGUGUGAGUGCAGCUAUUGCUGUUAUUGUUUUUGCUUGUUUUGGCAACCGUAAUGGCUGGAUGCCGGAGCACGCCAACAAUUGGUUCGGUUGGUCAUUUGUGCUGGCGUGUGUUGGAACAGUAUUUUCUUUAGUAACAGGUAUACUAUUCCUUACCGAACAAAAUGUGCAAGCAAAAAAGCGUAAGCAAUUCAAAGAAUCUCAAACGCGUUUUGAGUUAGUGCAAGGCAAGGCCUAGUGGUGGAGUCAUCUAUCGACAGAAGAACUUGGUUUGCUUAUGCAUAGAAGCAGUCGUGAAAGAAAACGUUUGCGUCGAAAAAAGCGACGUAGUACUACAAGUUUCACGAAAUGAGUGUAAAAGCAUAAAUUUAAGGAUUAGAAAGGCACGACCCGAAACAUUAUUUUUUAAUCAAGAAAUUUAAACUUGCAAUAAUGCAUGUACCCAAAUUCCGUCCAUUUUAAGAAAAAAAACCGACCAGUUUUAAGUUAAAAAGUCUACACAUAUAUAACUUCAACUUUUUUUUGAAGUGCUCGAAGCAAUAUAACGCGAAAUAAUAGUCGUAAGUUUAUGCAAUUUGCACAAGGUUAAAUCAUAUAGUUAUAAACAAAAAGUUCUCAUAAUUCAGCACAAAUGGCCAAAAACGCAGUUGGUACUUAUGACAUGCAUUUACGUACAUAUUAACUUGCAGUAUAUUUAUAGUCACUUAAGACUGUCUUAAAGAAGAAAACUUUUGCAUUUGUGUCCAACAACGAAUUUUAACUAGAAUCUUAAUUUGCAUAUAUAAUUUUAAAAUAUAAAACGAAAAUCGCGCUAGCCAUUUGUACUGAUUAUGUGUAUUUACACAAUCAAAUUUGGAAAUUCACAUUAGAACCAAUAGUAACAUGAAAACACAUGUAGAUAAGCAUGAUAAAUAUGUGCCUUAAGUAAAAAUUGUUAAAUGUAUUAUAUGUAACUAAGAAUGAAUUAAUUAAGAAGUAUACGCGAAUUGUGUGCGUCGUUCUGCUACAAAAGUUGCAUAAACUUUCAUUCCAUUUUUGUGUUCGCACAGCCUAUUCAUAAGCAUAUAAUUACAUAUAGAUAUAUAGUAAGUGGUACCUUAAUAAAGACAAUUGAAUGAGCACAAAUCAUGAUUUAAUAUGUUGUAACGCAAAAAAGGCGCACAAAGUAAAAAAAAAAAAGAAUCAAAAAAAUAAUAGAUAUUUGUUUGUAUAUGCAUCUACAAUCCGUGCCUUAAAAACAAUAUUGUACAAAUAUAUAAGUAAAUACUUUAUAAUCAUUCCAAAUUUUUCAAUACACAUACCAAUACGUAAAUUGUUUUGUACCUUUUAAAUCGUAUAGACCGUUUAAAUGUAUUUAAAUAAUUAAUUAACUAAAAAUUUAGAUUCGUCCAUUUAGACAACUGCAGCAAAAUGUUUAUAUUUACUCAACAUAAUAACAAAAAUACAUACGUACUAUAUUCUUAGUAUAUAAUUAUACAUCAUAUCAUGUUUAGAUCCUAUAAACUGGCGAUGUCACACUUCGAAUACGAUAUCUUCACACAGUUCUUUGUCUAUUUUAAAUUUUAUAAAUCGCUUCUACUUGAUCAUUAAUAAAAAACAAAAAAACUAGUGGUAAUGAUGGAUUUUGCAUUGUUCUUUAUAUUUCCACUACAAUAAACAAUAGUGAUUUAUAUGAGAAUUUUCUAUGGGAAGUUUAACAACAGCGUGAGAUAUUAACAGUACACAGAGAGUAGAAGGAAGUAGCUGGCUUUAAUUACUAUAAUUUGAAACUAUAUAUAUACGUUGCAUAAUCAAAAUUUCGGCGUUACUCAUAUCAUAAGCCUUGGUACAGGCCGAAGUAAGCAAUGUGUGUUACAUUGUGCUGUGACUCUUGGGCUAUAUCAUAGAUCAGUAAAUUGCAAUAACAAUAUGAAAAGCAUAUUAUUGCACAAUUUUGAUUAUAGAAAUCACUUUCUUUAGAAUUAUCUAUUCUUAAUGCAUUAAACAUAAUUUCAGAAUUUCAAAAAACUAGAAAAAAAAUUUGUGAAAACUAUGAUACACACGGCAACUUUUUUUCAUGUUAUGCUAUUCGCCUAAAGAUGUCGCUUUACUGUCAUUUAUUAGAGUUGACUUUAUAGUUGCUUCAUUUGUUUUGUCCAAUUCGAUUAUUGCAAUUAAUAACUACAGAAAUUAUGGAAUUUCCGCCGUGUCCACCAACUUUAAAACAAAUACAGCAUUUCCUGAAGAUCGCGCAAGAGCAUGAUUCGCGUGAUGUUGUUGUGGCAUAUUGGGCGCGGCUCUACGCUCUCCAAAUUGGAUUAAAAAUUUCAAAGCAGCAGCCAGAUGUAACCAAAUUACUCUUGGCAAUAAUGGAUUGGUUGGAAAACAUAAAAAAGCAACAAACGGAAAAUGAAGCAAUUACUAACGAAGUAGCGGCACAGGCACAUUUGGAAAAUUAUGCUUUAAAACUAUUCCUUUACGCUGAUAAACAAGACCGUGACUCAAAUUUUGGCAAAAAUGUAGUAAAAGCAUUCUACUCCAGUGGUGUCAUCUACGAUGUGCUGCAAACAUUUGGUGAACUCUCCGAAGAAUCUAUACACAAUCGUAAAUAUGCCAAAUGGAAGGCAGCAUACAUCCACAAUUGCCUCAAAAAUGGCGAAACACCCAUACCCGGUCCAAUGCCUGACGGUAAUGAUGAGUUCGCAGCUGAAGGUGGUGCCAUAGGCGGAAAUGGUGGUAGUGAUGGUUUAGCUGAUGGUGAAGGUGAUCCUGAAAUCACUGCUAUACCACAAGAUCCACCAGCCGAUGAAGAAGUUGGUCCAGCACCAAUACCAGAUCCAUCACCACCGCAAAGCCCUCCACCUACAGUUGAUGAGGUUCUAAAUAAUCCAAACAAAUUACCAAGUCCACCAGUCGAUGAAGAGAAACCUGGUGGUUUCGAACCUUAUGUACCACAAGCACAGCCCAGUCGAAUAUACAUACCUCCAACACCAGUUGCUGAUUUGCAAUUAACACCAGAACAAAUAAUGAAAGCGCAAAAAUAUACGAAAUUCGCUGGCACUGCUCUCAAUUUUGAUGAUGUGAAAACAGCUAUUGAUAAUUUGGAAAAAGCUUUAAAACUUUUAACAACAGGCGAAGAUAGUUAAAUUCUUGCAACAAAGGUAUUACUACUAAACAAAUUACAUAUGUAUGUAUGUAUCUGCGCUGUGCUUAUAUGUCAUAUAGCUAACGAAAUUCACGAAAUUUGCUUAUAUUACUAACCGCUAUAGAAAGUACUAAAAACCAAUUAUUGUAUGGAAUAAGUUAAAAAUAUUAAAAUAAAGGCAAAACUUUGAAAA